AUGAAUAUUCCACAACCAAUUGAAUCUAGUGCUUUCCCAUCAUUUCACGAGUCUCCACUGGAACGAGCGAUCAGCAAGAGUAUCCAAACAGCAUCACCUGGAAUCCACCAAGAUCGAGGAUGGGACGCGCUACCAAUGAAAAAGGUGAAGGCUAGCAAGUCUAUCUGCGGCACCAGAAAGAUGAAAAAAUCCGCAUCGAAGACGAUACAGAAGAAAGAGACGCAAGGAAAGAAGAAAUGGAAGAAGCCAAAAGGAAAGCCCAAUCGUCCUCUUUCCGCCUACAACUUGUUCUUUCGAAAGCAGAGAGCAACCAUGCUUGGAGAUGAUAUUCCAACUCCGAUGAUGGAAAUACUCAAGAAGCGAGUGCAUUGCAAGACACACGGCAAGAUUGGCUUUGCUGAAAUGGCAAGAGAAAUUGGACGAAGAUGGAAAUCUCUUGACCCAGAAAGUAAGAAAGAGUUUGACGAUAUGGCAAAGGAAGAGCGACAACGUUAUGUCAUUAAACUUGAAGAAUGGAAGGAAUCUCUUCGCGCGAAAGAAGAUACAAGGGCUCUCGAUACUCUUUCCAACGCUGCUAGCUCAGUUUCGGAUUCGGAGUCGAUCCAUAGUUGCGAGAAAUCAGUUGACUCAACUCUGGAAGGUGCACGCAUCACUAGCAGCACUUCUUUGAUAGUCAGGAGUGACCCUGCAUGUGGAAAUGAAACGAAGCGAGUUCCGAGUCGCCGAGCCGAGCCGCAGAGUUUAACACACAUGCCUACCCGUGUACAUGCACCCUUGAAACCUUCCCCCUCAUAUUAUGAACGCGUUGCAGCUGGUACUACCUUCCCAAUGGCAUCAAGUUUCCCAGUGCUUCACCAAGAUAGGCUCUUACUUCAGCAGAUGCUGAUGAACCAAGCACCUGCCCUCGGAGCAAAUACUACUUUACAGGAACAAAUGUUGAGUGGUGCAAUUCCACCAACUGCAAGUGAACUCGCUUUCCUAGCUCAAACCCAAUAUCGCCGCCAACAAAUGAUUGCUGCGCUUUUCCAGCGCUGA
This is a messenger RNA of Cylindrotheca closterium, 1035 nucleotides long. Lineage: Eukaryota; Bacillariophyta; Bacillariophyceae; Bacillariales; Bacillariaceae. The record is from the annotation of a GenBank genome assembly.